Messenger RNA from Leguminivora glycinivorella, 1476 nucleotides. Its product is annotated as formin-A-like. The coding region runs from base 1 to 1476 and encodes 491 amino acids. The record is from RefSeq and is a predicted model, not a curated record. NCBI's taxonomy places the organism in Eukaryota, Metazoa, Arthropoda, Insecta, Lepidoptera, Tortricidae. The transcript has a single exon.
AUGUCUUCAGAACAACCUACCAAGAUGACUACAAGGAGGGACGUCCUGAUUGCCAAAAUGCAACAAUUACAGAAGGAGCUCAAAACAGCCAACGAGCUGAACAAAAAGCUCCUUCAAGAACAAGAAGAGAGUGAACAGGAGAUUGAGCGUGUUGUAAGAACAAACACAACACUAAAAAAUCAACUCGCCAACCAAGACGUUGAGUAUGAAGACUUGCAAGGGCAGCGCGAUGAACUGCAGGCCAUUGUCAACCGGUUCCAGCAAUGCCAGGAUAUACACGAGCUGGCGUUACAACGCGUCCGGGACUUGCAACAGCAACUGGAGGAGUCGGAAUCAAAACAUAUUUGCAAGUAUUGCUCCGGCAACCCCGUGCCCGCUGACAAUAAUAUGAGUAUUUUUGCUGAAUUAAAUAGUUUUGAUGUAGAUUUAGUUCUUGAUAGUACAGUGUCCUCUCCAAUAAUAGAAACUUUAGAUAUUAAAAAUUCUGUGCAAUUUGAGGACCACAGUGAUGUUAGAGUUACAUUGAAAGGUAACAAUAAAAUUAAAAAAUACUUGAAAUUGAACAGAUUCAUUAAGAAAUCAAAGCUUUUGCUGAAACGUCAUACUUCACUGUUUAAGACAGUGCAAUCUAAAUGUAAAAGUGUUUCCCUCAGUGAGGAACUUUUAAACUGUCAAUAUCAACUAGACAGGACAACUGAGGAGCUGAAUCUCCGCUCCGAUGAAUUAAAAAAAUUAGAAUUAAAGUUGAUAGACUUAACUAAUAGGGAUGAAUUGUCAAGUAAAGCUUUACAGGAGUACAUAGCCUUUAUGAAUAAUGUUCUAGAACCGGGCAGCGGCUACAACCUGAGCUUCGAGUCACCACGGCCACCGACGCGCCCCGCCGCGCCGAGUUCGCCCGCGCUGCGUGCCGUCCUAGCCGCGCCGGGAUCGCCCGCGCUGCGAGCGCUGUUCGCGUCGCGCCCGAGCCCCGCGCUCGAGCCCAGCCGAGACCUUCACCCCGUCUCGAGCUUCGGGGAUCCUGCGCCAGUACCGGCUCAACCGCCAUCGUCACCGCCGGGCGUCGUCGAGCGGGUUCCAUCGCGACCGUCCAUCGCCGGGCCGGCUCCAUCGCCGCCGGCCCUCGUCGAGCCGGCCUCGUCGCCGCCCAGCCUAGCUACGCUGGCUCUGGCGCUGCUGCUGACCUAUGUCUCGCCCGCUCCGGCGCCGCCACCCCUCGUCUCGCCGCCGUCGCCCCGCCUCGCGCCGCCAUCCUCCCCGCCGCCCCCGGCCGCCGCCGCGCGUGCUCCCCGCCGCCGCCGCGCGCCGCCCGCGCCCGCGCCGUGCUGUACAGCGACGAGGCGGGCGCCGGGCUGGGCGCGCUGCUGGCGGAGCGCCUCCACCGGCGCGUCAUCAACCACUGUCACCCGGGGGCCACCGUCGCGAGUUUGGUCGAGUGCAUCUCUGCAGGCGAGUUUGACCGCGAUUCGACGCUUAUAG